Messenger RNA from Frieseomelitta varia, 3507 nucleotides. RefSeq names its product atrial natriuretic peptide receptor 1. The transcript has 18 exons. The record is from RefSeq and is a predicted model, not a curated record. NCBI's taxonomy places the organism in Eukaryota, Metazoa, Arthropoda, Insecta, Hymenoptera, Apidae. Gene Ontology annotation, cellular component: membrane. Gene Ontology annotation, molecular function: peptide receptor activity; ATP binding; protein kinase activity. Bases 5 to 3493 code for a protein of 1162 amino acids. Gene Ontology annotation, biological process: receptor guanylyl cyclase signaling pathway; protein phosphorylation; cGMP biosynthetic process.
AAGAAUGGAGAAUACUUUACGUAAACAAGUGCUAUUCGUGAGUUCGAAGCUUUUAAUAAUCGCAGUGGUUUCCCUGACUUUGGGUUCUGUCAACGUUACGCCAGCGAAUUAUGAAUACUCCAUGAGAGUGUACAACGUCGGGGUUCUCAUGGCUUCUCAUUUAAGUAGCCCUUUCGAUUUGGAAAGAUGCGGCCCAGCCGUUGAUUUGGCUUUAGCCGAAGUAAACGAUUUUCUGAGCAUCCACAAUGUGAAAUUGCGCAAGGUGCAAGGAAGCUAUCCAUCAUGCAGUGGAUCUGCAGCACCAGGUUUAGCUGCCGAUAUGCAUUUCCAGGCGAACGUGAUCGCGUUUAUCGGUCCAGCUUGUGCUUUCGCCCUGGAACCUGUGGCAAAACUCGCCGCCUAUUGGAACACUCCUAUAAUCACUGGAAUGGGUGACCAACCGCCAUCAGAAGAAGAAGAACUAUCCGUAACGUCGGGUAUCCUUGGAAGAAUCAAUAAAUGGAAAAAUGAAAGCUCGGGAAUUUUCAAGGAUAGAAGCAAAUAUCCAACGCUCACAAGGAUGUCCUAUUGUCAGUGUCGACUUCGAUUGGUUUUCUCUAGCAUUUUUAAAGAAUUUGGAUGGUCGCACGUAGCGUUGAUCUUGGAUAGAUCCGAUUUAUUUUCGUGGACAGUUGGGAAAAAUUUGGAAUACGGCUUAAGGAAAGAAGGAUUGUUGAAAUUUGUAAGAGAAAUCGAUGGAAAUUCCGAGGACGAGUCGUAUAAUUUUUAUUUGCGUGAUGCUAGUAUGUAUGCACGAGUGUUGAUUCUUAGUGUCCGGGGAACAUUGGUUAGAAAAUUUAUGUUGGCUGCUCAUGAUUUAGAAAUGACAAGAGGAGAUUGGGCAUUCCUUGACGUUGAAAUAUUUCAAGGUUCUUACUGGGGUGAUCACGAUUGGGAAGUUCGUGAUGAGGAUGACAGUAUCGCUAGGAAAGCGUACGAGGCAUUGCUCAGAGUGUCUCUUUUACAACCCACCAGUCCGAGAUUUCAAGAUUUUGCUGAAACUGUUCGCCAACGAGCUCAAACUGACUACAAUUAUUAUUUUUCAGAAGGAGAAGAGGUAAAUUUCUUUAUCGGAGCUUUCUAUGAUGGCGUAUAUUUGCUGGGGAUGGCAUUGAACGAAACUCUGUCCGAGGGUGGAGAUAUCACAGACGGCAUAUCGAUAACGAGGAGGAUGUGGGACCGAGACUUCAUUGGUAUUACUGGGCACGUGAGGAUCGAUGACAAUGGAGACCGCGACGCGGACUACAGUAUCCUGGAUUUAGAUCCUAUCACGGGAAGGUUCGAAGUAGUCGCGCACUAUUUAGGAUUAAAUCGAGAAUAUAAUCCUGUGACUGGAAAGAAAAUUCAUUGGCCUGGAGGAAGAGAAGGCCCCCCUGCUGAUAUUCCUGAAUGUGGAUUUCUGGGAAACGAUCCUGCUUGCACAUCCAGGACUGAAGCUUAUACUUUUGUCGCGUAUACUAGCUUGGCUCUUGUUGUGUUUCUUCUUGUUGCUGUUACUGCAAUCUGUGUAUUGUACAGACAUCUGAGAGUGUCGGCUGACCUGAACAACAUGUCCUGGAAAAUCAGACCAGAGGAACUACUUCUGGAAAUAGGGAAACCUUUCUCUUCGAAGAUCAAUCUACACCAAACGAUAGCCGAGGUGAAUGCAACUGAGUCAAAUAAAGAAAACGUAAUAAAAUCAGUCUUGCCGUUACAGAAUUUUGGAUUGGAGCAGCAUAUUCGCCGUGAGUCACAAUUCAGCUGUGAAUCCUUACCUACAACUACAGUAUUCACCACCGUUGGAAUCUAUAAGGGAGAAAGAGUGGCUAUUAAGAAAAUUACUAAAAAGAAGGUAGUUGACGUCACCAAGAAAUUGUUGUGGGAAAUUAAACAAGUUCGGGAUGUUACUUCAGAAAAUACCGUCAGGUUUAUCGGUGCAUGCUUCUGUUCUCCAUCACCAACGGUGUUGAUCUUGACAGAGUAUUGCCCCCGAGGUUCCUUGAAAGAUGUCCUAGAGAACGACGCUAUUAAAUUAGAUUGGAAUUUUCGAAUGUCUUUAAUCCACGACAUCGUCAAGGGAAUGUCUUAUCUCCAUGCCAGCGAGGUUUCAGCACAUGGAAAGCUUCGGUCUUGUAAUUGCUUGAUCGAUGGCCGUUUCGUCUUGAAAAUUUCAGACUUUGGCCUCAAAACACUCACAACCCCGUCUGAUUUGAUAAUGGACGAUAAUUAUUAUACCAAAUUACUUUGGAUCGCGCCGGAACUUUUACCGUUAACUGUGACACCUGGCAGCGCAGCGACUCAAAAAGGGGAUGUUUACAGUUUCGCGAUCAUUUUAGAAGAAAUUGUGAUCCGUGGUGGCCCGUAUGAAUCUGUGAAAUCGUUUAUGACUUCCCAAGAGAUCGUCGGCCGCGUUGCAGCUUCAGAGAUGCCACCAUUCAGACCGGAAGUAACACCAAAAGACUGCCCGCCGGAUAUCCUAUCCCUCAUGGAGAAAUGCUGGAACGAAAUCCCAGAGGAACGACCAACAUUUCACGCAAUUCGCGAAACUAUACGUAGCAUUAUGAAGGGUUACUGUGAGAAUUUAAUGGACGAUUUAUUGAGGCGUAUGGAGCAAUAUGCGAAUAAUUUAGAAGCCCUCGUGGAAGAGAAAACGGAACAAUUAAGCCUAGAGAAACGACGUAGCGAAGAACUUUUGUAUCAAGUGCUUCCAAGACAAGUGGCGUGUCAACUAAUGGCUAGAGAGCUGGUACAACCAGAGCAAUUCGAGUGCGUGACAAUUUAUUUCAGUGACAUAGUUGGCUUCACAGCUCUCUGCGCGCAAAGCACACCAAUGGAAGUGGUAGAUUUUUUAAACGACCUUUACAGCACUUUCGAUCGUAUCAUCGAAUUCUACGAUGUUUACAAGGUGGAAACAAUAGGAGAUGCAUACAUGGUGGUGUCUGGCCUGCCAGAAAGAAACGGCGACGAACACGCGAGGGAAAUUGCCCUAAUGGCUCUAGCGAUUCUUGUUUCUGUACGUUCCUUCACCAUAAUGCAUAAACAAAAUGCGCAACUCAGUGUCAGAAUUGGCGUACACAGUGGGCCAGUUUGCGCAGGUGUAGUUGGCAAAAAAAUGCCACAUUAUUGUCUUUUCGGUGAUACAGUAAACACUGCAUCGAGGAUGGAAUCCUCGGGACUACCAUUACGCAUACAUAUUUCUGAAGCAACGAAAUGUAUAUUGGAUAAAUUUGGAACGUUCGACUUGGAGCUCAGAGGCGAAGUGGAAUUAAAGGGGAAGGGACGAGUCAUUACUUACUGGUUAAAAGAUUGCUCCGAACCAGAUCCAAGGCUACCGACACCGAAAUACCGCAAACAUAGCAUCAGUACACCAGAAAAUAAUUUAAAUCCCCUAAUCUUCCCGCCUAACAAUACAAAUGGUCCAAAAGCCAACAACAACACUUUCAUUAAUUUAUCAGAAUUACAACAGACCGUAUAAUUUUCGUAAUUUGA